UUGAGCUGCGGGGCUGGGACAUUCCUGGUGAGAGGACCAGCUUCGCCGCUGCCAUGAUCUGCGGAGCAACUCGACACUGACUUCAAAGACGCGUGUGUGGAAGAGGCAGAGACGGAGCACACGUUUCAGUAACGGGUCCGGCAGACAGAGGGGGGAGCGCGCCGAGACCGGACUGUACUCAGACUGAAGGGGAAACUCUCCGCCACCGCCGCAACUCCACUUUCGACCAGGGGGGGACCGGUCGCACCUUGGCCCCGCCGCCUGCGCUGCUUUACGGGUCUGCAAACUUCCCCCUUCCUCCUCUCCGGCUGUUUUCAUGUUGCUCAAGCGGUCUCGGCCUUUGAGCCCGUUUCUAAUGGAGGGCCCCGUACGGAUUUGCCACCAGAAGAAUGCGUUUUGCUGCUAGUUCACCCGACGGCUCGCAGCUUUUGCCCUCCUGCAAGAGAGUGCUUUAUUCUCACAACCGCGCACGCACCAGCAGUGACCAAUGGUUCCUGAAUGGGGCUUCAUUGAUGAUUAAACCAGCAGGUUUGCUGAACGGACGUGGACGUACUUCCUGGGCAACACGGCCGCUGGCAGGGGUCAAAGUGCACCAUGGACAGUGGCCUAAGGGUCCUCCUGUCCACUGUGCUGUGUCUCAGCCAGUCCUUGCUCAUCGCCUGCUCAUCUCCACGUCCAUCGUUCCUCUCUGAGCCCGCCUCCUUGGUUCAGAGUCACGGCUCUGAGGCCCGUCUGCGGUGCUCCGUGAGUCCUCCAUCAGCGGUGGUCUCCUGGCGCUUCAGAGGCUUUCCCCUGGACCGGGGCACUCUGCCUGGCGUGGAGCUCGACGGCGGCGUCCUCACAAUCUCCUCCCUCACGCCCAGCCACGCCGGUGUUUACCAGUGCGUGGCACGCUUAGACCACGGGCCCGCCAUCGCCAGCCGCUACGCGCGUGUGGCCAUAGCAGAAAUAUCAAAAUACGAAGAUGGCCGACGGCGGUCUUUAUCAGUGCAGGAAGGGAGCGCUGUUGUUUUAGAGUGUCCUCUGCCUCGCAGCGUUCCUCCAGCCAUUCCCAGACUGAGGAUACAAGGCGACUGGGUGGAAGCUUCAACAGAUGACUAUUUAAUACUUCCGUCAGGCAACUUGCAGAUUGUCUCUGCCUCAGCCCGGCACCAGGGCAUGUAUAAAUGUGGUGCAGUGAACCCUGUCACUGGGGAGACCGUCAUACAGUCCCACGGCACUAAGCUGUCCAUCAAAUAUUGGGAUCCCUCCUCCUUCUCGGUACGGAUAGUUUAUCCCACAACCCCAAAGACCGUUUCCAUUGAGACGUCACAGCCGCUGACCUUGGAGUGUGUGGUGUCUGGUCAUCCUGCGGCUGCAGCUAAGUGGUUUAAGGAUGGCAGGGAGGUCACGCCGGGGCCUUCUCUCCGACGGCAGCGCAACAACCUGGUCUUAGUUCAGGCGCUGAGAAGUGACGAAGGGAGUUACACCUGCGCUGUCAAUGCGGAGCGGGGCACCGUGGUCAGCGCCGUCUAUACUGUGAAUGUUCUCGAGCCCGUUUCUGUCAUUGAGGGCCCGGGCGACCAGCUCACCUCUCCUGGCUCCUCCGCCCGUUUUACCUGUGCAGCCCGAGGAAAUCCCUCUCCAAACAUCACCUGGCUGUUCAACGCAGACCCCAUCACCCCUUCACGGCGCUUUCAGAUCUCUGGAUCCUCACUUGUUCUUUUAGAUGCGACACCACAGGAUGAAGGAGUUUAUCAGUGUUUGCUGGACAACGGCGUCAGCUCAGCACAGUCAUUUGGGAUGCUUAUAACACAGAGAGAUCCACAGCUGGGCUCCACCGCCGGUGCGCUGCCCCAGGCCUCUCCGUCACUCCACCCCAUACAGAGCGACGAAGGCCACGAGCGCUUCCUCACGGAAGAUGAAGGCGAUCCGACCAAUUUGCCGGCCGAGAGAAGCGGUGACCGUCCGACUCCGGAGGCGCCCAUCAUCAUCAGCCCGCCUCAGACUCACAAGCCCAACGUGUACGACCUGGAGUGGAAAGCGGGGCGCGAUGGAGGCAGUCCCAUCAACGCCUAUUUUGUUAAGUAUCGUAAGGUUGAUGAAAUGGGAACGGUGGUGGGAAACUGGCACACCGUUCGUGUCCCUGGCAGCGAGAAGACCCUGCGGCUGUCGGAGCUGGAGUCCUCGAGUCUCUACGAGGUGCUGAUGGUGGCUCGAAAUUCAGCCGGCGAGGGUCAGCCGGCCAUGCUCACCUUCCGCACGGGCAAGGAGAAGAGCACCUCCCCCAGCAAGAAUCCCCCCAAGCCUCCCGUCAUCUCGAUGCCACCCAAAGCUCCGGAGGACAAAACGACCAACACGCACUUCGGAGUCGUCAUACACGACCGAGUGCCAGAGGCUCCCGAUCGGCCCACCAUCUCCAUGGCCACUGAAAGCUCAGCGUAUGUCACCUGGAUCCCGAGAGCCAAUGGCGGCUCUCCAAUCACGGCUUUCCGCGUGGAGUACAGACGCGGCCGCAGCACGGAGUGGGUCAUCGCCGCAGAUAACAUCUCGCCUCUGAAGCUGUCCGUGGAGGUUCGGCAUCUGGAGCCCGGAUCCACCUACAAGUUUCGAGUGGUAGCCAUGAACAUGUACGGUGAGAGUCCCCACAGCAUUCCCUCGAAGCCGUACCAGGUGCCACAAACCAGCCCUCCUAUGACGGACCGUCCGGUGGUCGGGCCACAUAUUUCAUCCACGGAUGCCAUCAGCGACACGCAGAUCAUGCUGCGCUGGACUUACAGUCCCUCGAGUAACAACAACACUCCGAUCCAAGGCUUCUACAUUUACUACCGGCCCACAGACAGCGACAAUGACAGCGACUACAAAAGGGACGUGGUCGAAGGGGUGAAAAACUGGCACAUGAUUGGACACCUUCAGCCUGAGACGUCCUAUGAUAUCAAAAUGCAGUGCUUUAACGACGGGGGAGAGAGUGAAUACAGCAACGUCAUGAUCUGUGAGACCAGAGCACGCCAGUCUGCAGGAUCACCCAGCCAGCACCCCAUCACCCCAUCUGGCCCCCAUCCUCCGGAUCCCCCGAGCCCUCCCGGAGGGCUGCUCUACCUGAUAGUGGGCUGUGUUCUGGGAGUGAUGGUGCUCGUCCUGCUGGUCUUUAUUGCCAUGUGUCUGUGGAGGAAUCGUCAGCAGAACAACAUGCACAAGUUUGACGCUCCCGGCUGCCUGUACCAGUCAGCCGAGUUGAACGGCCACGUGCUCGAGUACACCACGCUGCCCGGCAGCGGCCGCGUUAAUGGGGGUAUCCACGGCGGCUACGGGCACAGCGGCCAAAUGUUACCCCAAGGGUGCCAUCACCUCCACCACAAACUCCCCAAUGGCUUGGCACUGCUCAACGGCUCUGGCGGCCUGUUCUCACCAGGUCACCCGCACGGCCACGGCGGCAACCUGCCGCACAGCACCCGGGACUGCGAGCACUCGCACCCUCACCACCAUCAUAACGGUGGGGGCAUGUACACGGCUCUGCCCCAAACCGAGUCGUCCGACUGUAUGAGCUGUCAGAAUCUCUGCAACAACAACAGAUGUUACAACAAGACCAACGGCACUUUCUCCGCGGGCACUCUCCCUCUAAUGCAUCGCGUGGCGCCGUGCCAGCAGGAGGGGCUGGAGAUGGUGCCCCUGGGCCAGGUCUCGUCUCAGUGCCGCGGCCACGACAGCCAGACGCGCCCUGCUGACCGGGAGGCCAACACGGGAUACCGACCGGAUGACGAGUCCUCGCCCUCGCAGCGUUCCUGCUGUCUGAACAAUGAAAGUUAUCUAGCUGACAACACGGCUGGGGAGGAGCCGGAGUGCGUGGACACGGAGGGGCCUGCGGUGCGCUGGGAGAGUCUCGGCUUGCCAGACUUGGACUGUGACGAAAAGGCUGGGUGGAUCUCCAGCAGCAGCCUGGCGGGAGAGCUUAUCCAGCCUGGCCCACAGGAGGCCUGAGCACAGCCCACACACAAGCACGCUCUCCCACAGUUUGGAAGUUUAGAGAAAACGGAGAGCUGUGGAAGGAGGAGGACCGGAGAGCGGCGGGAUAGUCAGAGACACUGCGUGUGAUGGUGACACGGACACUAAAGUGUUGAUGGACCGGCCUGAGAGGAGCUGUGGGGGGAACGGAGGGACUACAGGAGGCUGAGAGCAGCAACAGAAACUCUGACCAACUGCAGGGGGGAGUCAUAAAAAAUCAGAAACUCUUUAGAAGACUUAUUUAUUUUUUUGUAGUAGUAAAAUAAUAUUUCAUAUGAAUGUAUCUGUUUUAAAGAAAAAAGUUUGUCUUUUAUAUUAUUUAUGCCUUUUGGAUGAGAAAUACUUUUUAUUUUUGUUGUGUUCCACUCGAGUGUGGAGAUUAGCAGCUGUCUGUGUAAAGUUUUGUAAUAAUAUAAAAAGAAAAGAUGUGGGAGAGCCAGCAACAACCUCUCUGAACGUCUUUCCUGACCUCCUUCGUGCGCAGCGCCCGAUGAGCGAUUGCCACAGUGAAUUUCCCAGCCUCGCUCCAAACCCAUCCGUAUUUCUGGC
This is a messenger RNA of Archocentrus centrarchus (flier cichlid), 4530 nucleotides long. RefSeq names its product cell adhesion associated, oncogene regulated (gene cdon). The record is from RefSeq and is a predicted model, not a curated record. The coding region runs from base 595 to 3957 and encodes 1120 amino acids. The transcript has 20 exons. Gene Ontology annotation, molecular function: protein binding. Gene Ontology annotation, biological process: nervous system development; cell-cell adhesion. NCBI's taxonomy places the organism in Eukaryota, Metazoa, Chordata, Actinopteri, Cichliformes, Cichlidae.